UCAAGAGAGAUGAGAGCAUUUGAGACAUAUGGGUGUUUGUCAGCUGUCAUCAGGGCUGUUCUUAUCACUGACUGGUUGCUGAUGAGUGUGAGGGGAGAUGGAGCAGAUUCUGAAGAACAACUAGAAAUUAAGUACGUUCUGAUCGGAUGUGGGAUCGGCCUGUUCCUAGUUGUUGGAUUCAUUCUGAUGAAGGUCUGCAUCAUCAGGAAGCAAGUGUGUGAAACAGAAAAGCCUCAUCAGAGUGCUCCGAGCCACCUCAGCCAAUCAGAGCGUCACGUGACGAGGGUGUCCAGUGACUUGUGAUGUUAAAGGUCAGGCAGAGUGAUGUGAAUCCUGCAAAGGAGGCAUGUGGGUGAAAGGUCAACCUGGCGGCCCAUUGUCUGCUCACGUUUUGCCACAAAAAUAUCAAAAAUAGAAGUGUUUUCCUGUUUUUGCCUCCUCAAUAUCGUGAAUCAUUAUAGUGUUCAUAAUUCAUAAUCCUCUGUAGAGGAUCUGUAAAAAUGCAUUUUGAU
Messenger RNA from Acanthochromis polyacanthus (spiny chromis), 512 nucleotides. Its product is annotated as transmembrane protein 273-like. Lineage: Eukaryota; Metazoa; Chordata; Actinopteri; Pomacentridae. The coding region runs from base 10 to 303 and encodes 97 amino acids. The transcript is spliced from 4 exons. The record is from RefSeq and is a predicted model, not a curated record.